This is a messenger RNA of Apodemus sylvaticus (European woodmouse), 4311 nucleotides long. RefSeq names its product cytochrome P450 4F4. The record is from RefSeq and is a predicted model, not a curated record. NCBI's taxonomy places the organism in Eukaryota, Metazoa, Chordata, Mammalia, Rodentia, Muridae. The coding region runs from base 364 to 1938 and encodes 524 amino acids. The transcript is spliced from 14 exons. Gene Ontology annotation, molecular function: heme binding; monooxygenase activity; iron ion binding.
UGCUGUGCAGAGGACCUGAGGAACCUGGGGAGAACGGGAGAGUUGGGUUUCUAGACACCUUUGUCCGGUUUCUGAUGGAUUCCCGGCUUGCCUGGGCAUGUGACCCUGGAUUGGCUCCAACUGUUUCGGGUUGUCCCCGCCCCCUCCUUUUGGCCUCCAGUCCAGCUGGGAGGAGCCCUCUGGGCCACGGAGCGAUCGGCUCUGUCCGGCUCAUCAUGCUGCAUAGUCAGUAAACAGGAUCAAAAACAUUUCCAGGGAAGAACAGCAGUUUCAGGGACUCAUUACUCCUGAGAAAACGUGCAAGAACGGAAGGCCCUGACUGAACAGUGGCAGCCCUGUCUACAGCUUGGGUGGCUCUGCAGGAUGCUACAACUGAGUCUGUCCUGGCUGGGACUGGGGCCCGUGGCUGUCUCUCCGUGGCAGCUUCUGCUGCUGCUUGGGGCUUCCUUGUUCCUGGCUCGAAUUCUGACUUGGAUCAGUGCCUUCUAUGAGAACUACUGCCGUCUCCAAUGCUUCCCUCAGCCCCCUUCACGGCACUGGUUUUGGGGUCACCUGAGCAUGGUCAAGAACAAUGAGGAAGGCCUGCAGUUGUUGACUGACAUGAGCCAUCAACUCCCUGGUGUCCAUCUCUGUUGGGUUGGGCCCGUCUACCCUAUCCUGAGGCUUAUUCACCCCAAGUUUAUUGGCCCCAUACUCCAGGCCCCAGCUGCAGUGGCGCCCAAGGAAAUGAUUUUCUAUGGCUUCCUGAAGCCCUGGCUGGGGGACGGGCUCCUGGUGAGUGCUGGGGAGAAGUGGAGCCGCCAACGCCGCCUGCUCACACCCGCCUUCCACUUUGACAUCCUGAAGCCCUAUGUGAAAAAUUUUAAUAAGAGCGUGAACAUCAUGCAUGCCAAGUGGCAGCAUCUGACCACCAAGGGCACUGCCCGUCUGGACAUGUUUGAACACAUCAGCCUUAUGACCUUGGACAGUCUGCAGAAAUGUGUCUUCAGCUUUGACAGCAACUGUCAGGAGUCUCCCAGUGAAUACAUUGCUGCUAUUCAGGAGCUCAGCUCCCUCAUCGUGAAACGGCAUCACCAGCUGUUCCUCUACUCGGACUUCCUGUACUACCUCACUGCUGAUGGGCGGCGCUUCCGUGAGGCCUGUGACCUGGUGCACAGCUUCACAGAUGCUGUCAUCAGGGAGAGACGUCGCACCCUCUCCAGACAAAGCGUUGAUGAGUUCCUGAAGUCCAAGACUAAGUCUAAGACUUUGGACUUUAUCGAUGUGCUCCUGUUGGCCAAGGAUGAACACGGAAAGGAGCUGUCAGAUGAGGACAUCCGAGCAGAGGCCGACACCUUCAUGUUUGGAGGCCAUGACACCACGGCCAGUGCCCUCUCCUGGAUCCUGUACAACCUGGCGAAGCAUCCGGAAUACCAGGAGCGCUGCCGGCAGGAGGUUCAGGAGCUGCUGAGGGACCGACAGCCUGAGGAGAUCCUAUGGGAUGACCUGGCCCAGCUACCCUUCCUGACCAUGUGCAUCAAGGAGAGCCUGCGGCUGCAUCCCCCUGUCACGGUCAUUUCCCGCUGCUGCACCCAAGACGUCGUGCUCCCAGAUGGUCGGGUCAUCCCUAAAGGAAAUGACUGUGCCAUCAGCAUCUUCGGGGUUCAUCACAACCCUUCAAUCUGGCCAGACCCUGAGGUCUAUGACCCCUUCCGCUUCGACCCACAAAACCCACAGAAGAGGUCUCCUCUGGCUUUUAUUCCCUUUUCUGCCGGGCCCAGGAACUGCAUAGGACAGACUUUCGCCAUGAACGAGAUGAAGGUGGCGCUGGCGCUGACGCUGCUGCGCUUCCGCGUCCUGCCCGAUGACAAGGAGCCGCGCCGGAAGCCGGAGCUGAUCCUGCGCGCGGAGGGCGGGCUGUGGCUGCGGGUGGAGCCGCUGAGCGCGGGGGAGCAAUGACCCCAAACCUGACCUGGGACUGCUUCACCCCAUCCUCCAAUUGUCCUCUCUGGGUCCCAGAAUUAGCGGGGCUCCACCUAUCGCCAGCAGGGGGCGCUGGAGGGCCACAGCCUCAGCAAUGGUCUUGCAGACGAGAAGGAGCCAAAGAACCCGUUUGCUGAUUGGCCCAGCAAGGCUUUCAUGCUUAGAGUUCUUUUGCAGCUUGGACUUCAUCCUGUUAAAGCCACUGUAGGUCUUGGAGCAAAUUAGGAGAGGGAAUCGAGUUUCUGGCACGCUUGAGACUUUAGUCACUGAAACAAAGCCUUAAUUACACUGUUUCCACUUUCUUCUGCCUUCUCCGCCUCCUCUUCAAUAUAAUAUAAUAUAAUAUAUAAUUAUAUAAUAUAAUAUAUAUAAUAAUAUAUUUUAUAUAUUAUAGCCCUCCUCCAGUUUUUUGACUUCUCGAUGCUGCACUUACAGUAGUGGGCUACCACAGUACACCUGAUAGAGUGUGUAUUUGUAAAGUUUGGCUAAAAUGGUUUUUCAGAAAAGGUAUAUGUUAGCACCGUUGAGAAGCAUGUUAAAUGGUAUUUUAGGCUUGUGAUACCGAAGAUCACUAAGGCACACUUAAAAUGAAUGAAGUCACACUUCCAGAAUCUGUCAUUUAACUCUUUUUGUCCCUGGCAGUGUUCAUUGAGAGUCCCACUUACUUCACAAGAAUCUUAUAAUUUUCCUUUCUAGUAGCACUUUUGGGCUUUGAUUCCUCCACCCUCACCAUGAAACCACUAAAACGGUGUCAGAUGGAUGUGGUGACUCGUACCUGAAAUCUACUACCUGUGAAGGGGGACCAUGAAUUGGAGAACAUCUUAGAAUAGAAAUUUUAAGGCCAGCCUGGGCCUGGUAUGUUGGUACCAGGACCUCCGAAACCUGUGACAUCACACAGGCGACAGUGCAACCUAUACACCUGUUGCCAAGGCGACAGACACCAUAUUCCCAGAAUCCAUUGGGGUCUCCUUUACCUGAGACCAUGUCACCAUCCGUGUAUAUAUAAGAGAAGCACCCUCCCCCUCCCCCCACCACCUCUUCCCCUCUUCUCUUUCCACCACCAUCUUGGUCCUUUCCCCUCUCAAUAAACCUCACGUGGAACUGUUUGGCCUGGUGUGGUCUUUCUGGAGCUGUGCUACCGCUGCCAUCCGCUGACCCCCAACAUGGUAGGCCUUGCCCUUCCCAAUUCCCUCUGCCUUGCUCUUCCCAAUUCCCUCUGCCUUGCUAAACUGUGAGGUUGCAUUCCUUAAGCUGCUAUCGAGGUCUGUCCCCUUAUCUGGGCACUUCCUCCUCAUGAGGCUGACGAUCAAUGUGCAGCUAUUAAACUACUGAAGGACAACAAUCAAAAGCCCUCUUUGGAUCCCCUAAUUAACAUGCUAAUUAAACAUUUCAUCCUAACACAGGGUUUCCCAUUUUACCCUUAUAAACUGCCGUUUGCCUGUGGGCCACGUCUAUGUCCUCUCUAUCCAGAAGCAGGUCUUUGUCCCAUUUUGUGACAAAUAACCCUCUCCCAUGUGUUGUCUUUCGGCCACUUCUCCCUUGUCCUUUACCUCUUGUUUUUGUUACAUAUACACUGCCCUUUGUCCCUCUGAAGCAAAUAAUUCUUGGGUACUCUGUGCAGAUACUUUCCCUUUGCUUUUGCCUAGGAUCGUGAGGACAUACGGAUGCGGGGGGUGGGGAAGUGUGGGUCUUUCCAUUCCACAGACUGCAACAGAUGACCUGUGUAAUUCUUAAAAAACACAGCUAGGUCUUUUUCUGACUGGCUGCAGAGUAAUCUGUUGGCCUUCUGACCAUGGAGAACGCUCCCUCUGCAGGACAGUUUGGGAACAGCAGGCAUUGAAAAGACGAGCCUUCCUGGGUUCAGGGUAAUGGCUGCUGUGGGAUCCCAGGAGGGACACAUACCUCUCUCCUGAAAAGUUCUAAGACCUGACGCCCGAUGUCCUUGAUGACAGGACAGAGGGGGCAGUGAGGGUAAGUAGGUGGGGGUUGCAGUGGUCUCUGACAUUCUGCCACUGCCGGAAUCGCUGUCUUUCUCAUGUUCUAAGGCAGUUUCUUCCUAUUUGAAACGUUCUAUUCGAAAGGAAGAGGGAAGGCGUAUGAGGCUCAAUAGGCAAACAGCAUCUUAUGUAGCUCAGCGCGCCAAACUCUUGAAGCUCCCUCUCGAAUUUUAUAGAAGAAACAAACAACGAUUGGGGAGGAGACUGAGCAUGCUCAGGGUUAAAGCCUUCCAGCGUAGUUUCCCUUUUGUCAUGGGUGGACUGUUUUGAGCUAUCCCUGCUUCUGUAAGUAAGCCCGCGCCAAUACUCUGGUUAGUGACCUCAAUAAAAAAACAAAUCACUGAUUCACUGA